AUUUAAGCAUGGUCCAAAGUUAGAAAAGGUGCCAAAAGAAUAAUACCCUCAAGUUGGGGAACCCAGAGCCAGACAUCAAGGUCCACUACGCCAAAUUCACCUCAAAUAGGCUGCAUGGUAGAAACGCACCAUUUUUUCUUUGGGGAAAUCUUGUUUCCUGCCUUCAAACCUGAGCCAAUUAUGAAAAAAAUCAAACAGGUGUACUGAAACGCAAAAUCCUGCCAUAUGAAUAAAUACAAAACUAUAAAAUACAAAGGAGCAUUGUUCUGUACAGUACAUAGAGAAUUAGAAAUAAAAAAGGAGAGUGUAACACAGUGUACAGAGAAGACAGAACACCCCAUUAUUGUUCAGCGGGUCCCCCUCACCCUGCCCUUAUUUCCACAAUGGCUGCUCUCCGCUGAUUCAUCCAAACCUGUUGAUCUGAUGAGUGCGGUCCAUUUCUGGGUCAGUGAACAGCUUGCCAAGCUGCUGCUCUGAAUAGGGAACAGAGGAGAGAGGCCAUACAUUUUAGACUCUCACCCGAAAACACACACAGGCCAACUACACACUCACACAACACAAAUACACACAUGUUACACUGUUAACCCACUAUUCAAAUGCUGACACAUACUGUAUGUCCUGCCAAAGGAACAGCGGAGUUCACGGAGAACUUUAGAUGUAAGUACUCUGCACUCGUUUACCUUUCUUUCCCCUGCAGGUCACCUGUGCAAUAGAUACUGCUUUUUUUUCUUUAUUAUUAUGAUGCAAUUAUGCCAAGCUGUAAAAAAUAGCAAAUGGAAAAGUAUUACACAUGGUUCUACAGUUGCUGAAAUUGGACGUGUGAAUUCGUCAGCAGGUUUAAAUGACAGUUUGUGGUCUAGUUAGUGAGAAGAUGUUUUCACAUUGUUUCGUUAAUUUUGAUCAGUCAAGAGCUCAAGGUAAGAGAUGUGUUUCAAUUAGUUUCAUUCGGAUGCUGCAAGAAAUAUAUUAAAGAAUUAGAGUUUGAUCAUGAAAACCUUGCAAGUGACUGACAAUGCAAAUCCUAACUGUUCUGGUUGAGGUAGCAAAUACUUCUUGCUUAUGAAAAUUGGCUUUUUAAUCUGUUUUUUUUCCUGACACGAUAAAGACUAAUCAUACUUUUUGUAUAAGGUAAAUUAAAGGAAAAGUAGACAUGUGGCAUUGGAAGAAAACUUCGAUGCAAUUACACUGUGAUGCCAAAAUGCCAGCCUUACUAAAUAAAUAAAUACAUUAAUAUACAAACUUUCUAAGGACUAACCUUUGUCAGUCCGUUCCCUGAUAGCUGGAGUAAAAUCCCUCAGCAGCUGAUUCUCUUCAUCUCUCUCAGAGGAUUUUGUUACACACCAGUGAGAAUGAGGUCGCCCUAUUUCCCAGCGAGGUCGGUGCUGUUCCGCAAGGAGCCAAAUGGGGUGACAUACCGAGUCCCAGCUCUGCUCUACCUGUCCCGCUCCAGCUCCUUCUUGGCCUUUUGUGAGGAGAGACUCAGCCCGUCUGACUCUGAGGCUCACCUGCUGGUCAUGAGGAAAGGGACCUUCUACAGGAACUAUGUGGAGGUCAGUGAAGGAGAACUGUACUUUUUUUGUUUGCUUCUUGUUAUCGGUAUGAAUUUCAGUCCAUUUCACAAAUGUGCUUUAAAACUCCUAUAUGGAACUUUAUUUGGGGGGUUAUUGUAGAGCCCCUUUGUACAGACACCUCUUCUUUCUUCGCUGAUUUUGUCCUACAUAUGUGAGAAGGUUUACUGAGGAUGUGCUGUCUUUCUACAGUCUUUAAAUAGUUUGUGCUGGAAAUGAAAAAAGGGGUUGUCUUUAGUGUGCUGUUAUUUGUUAUUCAAAUGUACAUUUCAUGUGUUUUCUGGCAAUAACAGCCUAUUUUCUGUCGUUUUCAAUAUCUCAGGAUAAUUUUCUGGCAAUGAUGGGAUAAUUGUCCAGCAAUCUAGAAAACAACACAAUAGGCUGGUCAUUGUAAAAGCCAGACAACAACAUGCCAUGCUGCCAUUGCACACACUAAUAGAGCAGGUUCAGUCUGUGUUUGUAACUGUAAAAGUUAUGAUCAUCUGAUAUUAAAGCUCCUGUGAGUGGUUUCACACUGGUUGUGAAACAGAUUGAAAUUGAUGCUGAUGAUGAUUUAAUAUUUAACAUCCACAUUUCAUUGUCAAAAGAAAGCAGGAUAAGAUUUUUUGUAAGAACAUUUUAUCAUUUUUGUCUUAGCUCCACCAACAAUUGGUAUGAAGCAAAAGUUCCCUACAGGAGCUUUAAGUCGUAAUCUUGAGAGGCAACUGAAAUUGACUUUUUAUGACAGGACAGUUGAGUUAAAAUGAACAUAAAGAUGCUUUUUACUGCUUAGCAUAUCUGUAAAUGGCAUUAAUAUGAUAAAGAAUACAUGAACAUAACCAUACUGAUGUAUCAAUAGAGAUAACACUAACAUUAUAACAACUAGACUUAAUUGUCUUUGUGCCAUCAAGGCCAUCAAGAAAGUACAAACAAAACAAAGAAACUCAGUUAAAAAAGUGAAUAAGUUAUCUUUGAGUGUAGACUAGAAUAUCAGAGAUGGAAUUUGUGAACUGAGCCUCUGAUUUGGAGUAUUUCAUCAUGUUUAACUUUGUCUUGAACUUUAUCUUCGGCCCUCUGCUGCCUCUGUUCACAUUAAAUGUCAUAUUUUUGACAGUACAUGGUUCUCUCUGAUCGUCCUUCCCUCUGUUUUCCAGUGGGAGGACAUGCGUGUUCUGGGCACUGCCUUCCUGCCAGGUCACCGCUCGAUGAACCCGUGUCCGGUGUACGAUGAGUUCACAGGUACCCUCUUCCUGUUCUUCAUCUCUGUCCUGGGACACACCUCUGAGUCCUACCAGCUGGUUACGGGGAAGAACGUGACCCGACUCUGCUUCAUCAGCAGCACCGACGACGGAGACACCUGGAGUCCUGUCACUGACCUCACACAGAGAGUGAUAGGAGACACUAUUAAAGGUCAGAAUACAGAGCCAAAAAUCGACUGAUUUAAAUGUCCAAGUUGAGAAAAAAUCAGUGUGAAGGGUGUAAACUACAUCAAUAUUAAAUUCUGAUGUCACUUCCCUGCAGAAUGGGCCACCUUUGCUCUCGGCCCAGGCCACGGGAUCCAGCUGAAGUCUGGUCGCCUGCUGAUUCCUGCCUACGCCUACCACAUCGACUGCAAAGAGUGUUUCGGCACCUUCUGCCAAACCACUUCCCACGCCUUCUGCUUCCACAGUGACACCCACGGGCGAACGUGGCGCUUCGGGGAGGCGGUUCCAGGCCCAGAGAGCGUGGAGUGUCAGAUGGUGUCAGUGGAUGAGGAGGAUGGGACUAAUGUGCUGUACUGUAACGCUCGCAGCCCUCUGGGUUACAGGGUGCAGGCGCUCAGUCUGGAUGAUGGAGCUGCGUUUCAGGAGGGACAGCUGGUGCAGCGGCUGGUGGAGCCUCGGAAUGGUUGCCAUGGUAGCAUAGUAGGAUUUCCUGCCCCUUUGCACCUGUGUCAAUCUCUGCCUUAUCACUUACAACAACCUUCACAUCCCUCCAGACACUGGGCACCCUAUGUAUCCCACUCAGAUUCCACCAUACCUCCUUCUCCAAAUCAAAGCCCCCCUCCAGAUUUCCUCACCCCAACCUGGGUUGUUUACUCCCACCCAACAUGGACCACUGCUCGCAAAGACCUGGGCGUGUUCCUCAGCCUAUUCCCUCGGGAUCCUGAUAGCUGGCGCGGCCCCUGGGUGAUCUAUGAGGGCCCCAGCGCCUACUCCGACCUCGCCUACUUGGAGUUGCCGUCCUCACCUGGAGCCCCGCCCGCUGUGGCUUUCGCCUGCCUGUUUGAGUGUGGCACCGCCACGGCUUAUGAUGAAAUCUGUUUCAGCAUCUUCACCCUCUACGAGCUCAUCGAUAACCUGCCUGGAAAUGUGCAGCUCGGUCGCAGCUGUGAGGAAUGGAAAUGGCAGAGGAAUAAAAAGCCUGAAAAAAGUGGACAUGAUGCUUUGGUGAGGAAGAGGAGGAGAAACAAGCUCACAAAGAUGUGCUCUGUGUCUUAGAAUUACCUUGUGGAGUUCUGCUACCGAUGGAAAUGAUGAGCUUAGAUAGAUGACGGCUGUACUAUCAAACAAAAUGGAUUUGGAGUUAUAAUGAGGCCCAGAUUUCACAUUUAUGAACCUAUUUAGAUAAAUGUUUCCUCACCUAGGCCACUCUGGUGUGCCUAAAUUCAGAUAUCUUAAACCUGAUCUGGAGCGAAAGAGUAGUUUUGUUUUGACUCCAGAGAACAUUGAUUCCCUGAUGCCUUCUCAAAUAUUGUCUUAUGUGGGCUAAAAAAGGCUUGUUGCUGUUGUUGUGUUGAAAUGAUGCCUUGGUGUUUGAGAGGAUUUGAUGUAUUAAAAGUAAUCAGGUUCACAGAUUUGAUGUCAUCUUCUUCAAAGCUCAUGUGAGGGACUUUCAGUUUGUGUUGAUUUUGUAUUUGAAGUUUGAAGUUUCGCCCAGCUGAUCUGUAUGAUAUGACUCCUUCCCAAAGGUUACAUUUCAUUCUUGAUGAACUUGUGAUUUGUCAAUACGAAACAUUUUGAAAUACAUUAUUAUUGCUUAUGGAAAUCAUGUCAGUAACCUUUGUUUCGAAUGGUUUCAAUGAAGGACUUAUAAGAAACUCCACGUGUUAAAACCUUUUUAGGGGCUGAGCUGUCCUACAAGUCUGAUCCUAAAAUCACUGCUGCUGUUAACAUAUCUACUGAAUAGGGCUGCUGUGAUGUAGAGGUAUUUACAGUGAAUGUUUUUACUAAAAUCGUAAGUAUUGAUAUGAAAAUAAGCAAAUAUAAUACCUGAGUUCAUAGCUGAGGUCCUUUAUGCUUUUUACACGUCAUCCAACAGAGGAGAGAUGAAGACGCAGCAGCAGCAGCAGCAGCAGCAGAGAGCUUGUGAACUCUUUCUUCUAAAAUUCAGUAUUUUAUAAACUCAUAUGCAAAGCUGUAGCUUGCCCCCUUUCUAAUCAAUCGAACCUUUAUGCUUUCUAUUUUUGACUGUUUUCAUUCAGUUCUGUAACUUGCUCAUAUUUUUUUUUAAAAGCAUGAUUUUACAAUGUGUAAACAAAGAAAUUUGGACAGAAGACAGAAAAAUAUGAAAAUAAAAACAUGGCAUACAAAA
Molecule: messenger RNA, 5120 nt
Organism: Xyrichtys novacula (pearly razorfish)
Lineage: Eukaryota; Metazoa; Chordata; Actinopteri; Labriformes; Labridae
Source: the annotation of a GenBank genome assembly